UGCAUAGAUGCUUAUUUUGUAGUAUGGUUUAUUCUAUGGUUGUAGUUGUAAUAAAAAAUUUCGUAUGACGUUUGAGGUUUACUUAACCUAAAAUUGUUUUUAAUUUGAAAAAGUGGAUGAAGUUUUGAAAUUAUAAAGUGUUGUUAAACUGUGGGAGUUAAUAACAGUGUUGUAUUAAAAACUAUUAGCUAUGUUCAAAAGGCCUCAACCCGGUGAAACUGAAGAGGAUAUCUUAAGACAACAAGAAGAAUUUUUGCGGAGUAAAGCAGAGACAAGCAACUUACCUCCCGCUGCAACUAUUGUAAAAGUAAAUUCAGGUAAUCAAAAUGAUCAUGGAAUGGACCAGAGUGAGGUACAAAUGGAUACAAGUACUACUCUGCAGGAACAGAUAGAUAACACAUUUGAAAUGAUCCCAAGUCAAAUAAAUAUUGGACAAAUUGUGGAAAAAUCGAGCAAUACAUGUGAGAAACCUACGCUUGUUAUUUUUCCUAAACAUGCAGGUUUUCCUCAAGCUGCCAGAAGAAAAGAGAAUUUACUGGCUAAAGGUCAUAAAGGUAGCAUUUUCUCACAACAAAUCAAAAGAAUGAAAAGCAAUGAAAUAAGAAUUGAGACUGAAGGUGAAUCUCCUUCAUGUAGUAGUUCACCUGUAGAUGUAGAAAGGAAAUUAGAAAUUACCGAAAACAAACAGUCUGACUCAAUUCCAACCUCAUUUGUGGUUGAUGAAGACCUUCCAUGCAGAAGUUACAUUCUAACAGGAAAAGAUAAAGAAGAAAUUCAUAGGGAAAACAUGGAAGUUUUACAUAAAAUGACUGAGCAUCAAAUUUUGGAAGAAAGAGAAAAACUCUUAUCCACAAUGGAUCCUGCUAUUGUGGCAUUUUUAAAGUCCAAACGAUGCCAUCAAGAAUUUAAAAUACAUGAGGACAGAACACCGACAGUUUCUGAAAAGAAUAAAGCUGCUGAAGAAGUUAAUGUUGAAGAUAUUGAAACGACUGCCGAAAUUGUAGGCCAUUACAAAUCAGACAGCUGGUUACACUUUGAUACAAUUGAAGCAAAUAAAUUGGCUUGGAUGAAAUCUGUUGAUAUUCCAAAAAUAAAAAAAAAUGAUCCUUAUGAAGCACGGUUUGAUUUUGAUGGUUGGCUUUUGCCAUUCUCGGUUCCUGAUAUUGACGAAAAAAAUCGAAUUUUAUACCAUCAUGGUGAUGAACCUGGUCGACCCGGUUACACUUUACAGGAAUUAUUUCAACUUUGUAGAUCAAGUGUUAUCCAGCAAAAAAUUCUCGCUCUCAACACAAUCGCAAACCUUUUGUCUCUUUAUCAGUCAGGUGUCUAUAGGGAUAUUUUAGAGUUGCCCAUAGAACAGAUUUUUUUCGUGGUUCGCUUUUGCCUUGACGAUAACACACCAUCGAUUUUGAAUUCUUGCGUAAAGGCGAUGAGAAAUCUGUUUUAUUAUGUAGUAGACGAAAUUUGCGUGGAUAAUUUAUUGACUUUUGGUCUUGAAAUUGUUCAACCAAUAUUGGCUGUUGACCCUAAAGAAACUGAGGAUGACAAGACUGUUAAUGAUCAACAGCUGGCCGAAACUAAUUUGGUCAAAUGUUUGGUAAGAACUGAAAUUUUAACAAGAAUAAGGUACAUAAUAAACGUUGUUAAACCUCCGCUGGAGACUAUAGUUUACUGUUUAGAAAUCCUGAUAAGGCUGGCUAGAGAUUCUUUUUUUAUAGCUAAAGAAGUUUUUUAUUAUGAUAAUUUAAUGAAAAGUAUUUUAAAUUAUUUCAUGCCUGUUGUAACGUCAUCAUUUUCCAUAUCUAAUACGUAUGGUACACCUCUUGUACAAGCCAUUAAAUUGGUACGAAUAUUGUCUUCCAGAAGUUCAAAGUUUGCAAGUAACUUUGUGAACAAAUAUAAAAUUAUGGAUUCCCUAGUGUCUUAUUUGUCGAGUGAAGAUUUUUCAAUGAACAGUAACGGUUUAAAAUUGCAGAUUGAAUCGUUGCAUUUGUGGUCAGUUUUUGUUCAUUUUGAAUUAGCUUUGGAUCACUUCAAAGUGUUGCAGCCCAUUUUGCUAAGAAUGUUAGACUUCCAUGUUCGCAAUACUAGUGCUGUUUUUUAUACUUCUUACGUAGUCCAAAGUCAUAUUUCUGCUCUCCUGAAUCUAAUUUCUAACGUUUCGAAAAAAGAUUAUGUUUGUAUACUUCCGUACAUCUCGUUAUUAAUAGAUCCGGCCAUGUUCAAAUGGACUGCCCAAUUUGGAUCUCAGAGCGAAUAUUCGUGUGGAAAACUUCAAAUUGUUUCAUCUCUUCUCCACUGCUUUGCGAAUUUAUUCAGAUAUAAACCCACGAAUGUUAAUUUGCCCGUGGAUGAAGUUGAAACCGCUAUUCAAAAUAUGAUCACGUCAGAAGGAUUCGAUGUGGUCACAAAACAUAUUGAAUUUAGUUCCAAUUUGUUAAGUACAAAAGAACCUCAGAGAUCUAGUGCUAACUUAAAAACACUGGAAGCCGCAAUUUUUGAUGCAACAGAUCAUAUAGUUCCAGUUCUUCAACGAAGAAGCUGUAUUCCUUUCCUGACCUCUCUGUCCGAAUUUAUAGAUUCGUGUGAAUGCAACAAGACUAGAUUUGUCUUCCUUCAUCACAAAAACAUACUUCGUUACUUGAACCUUCUUCAAAAAGCUGAUAAAUUUAAACUGAGCGAAAAUUGGUUUACAAGAAUCGAAAGUCAACUAAUUUUGAAUAUUUUAAAAGCUGCUGUGUCAAUUCAAAAAGAGAUCGAUACUCAAAUAUUUUUUGAGGUCGCUGUUAAAUGUCUGUCGACAUUCAAUUCUGAACAGAAACAGGACAUUGAGUUCAUCCUGUUUAAUAUCAUUUUCAGUCCGCGAUUUUAUCCUAGCGAAGUGCUGAUGCAAAAUUUAGGAGUCAGCGACCAAACAAGUUUCUUGAAGGUAGCCCUUGAUAACGUAAACGAUAUUUUUGAAACCUACGCAUACACUUUGGGCCUUAAAAAAGAUCUCUGUGAUUUUACAACUAAUUUAUGCGUUGAUUCAAGCAUAGGAAACAUAAUUCCAGUUGAUUGGGUUUACAGUCCUAUAAUUAUGUUCUAUUCGAGUCAGCAGGAUAAAAAUACUCCUCUCCCAGAAGAACAGCAGUCGUUCUUUAUAAAAAAUUGCUUGAGAUGGUUAUGCACCUACGAAAUGUAUUUUCCCUCUUUGGCAAACAAUAUAAAUACGACGGACAGAUUUUGCAGAAUCGCUUGCGUUUUUCUUGGAAGUGAUGAUCUUUUUCUGGAUCAAGAAGUACAGACGUUGAUGAAACUGUGUCUUCAGAGUAUUUUGAACAGUAAUGAGAAGGAAAUAAAUUUUAAUAAGCCAAUUCAAGGUCUCACAAAUUUUCAAGAUUUUUAUACUCAAAUAUUAGAACAGUAUCAGGGAGUGAGUUAUGGAAAUAUUCUUUUUGGUAAUUUUAUUUUGCUGCCGCUGGCUCAAAAGCAAGAUAAAAAGUACAGGAAAAUUCUUUGGAGUGAAUAUGCAGGAAUUCUACAAAUAUUUAAUGUUACAGAGAGUGAGUGUUUAUAUCCAAUGGAAAUGUUUCUAGAACCGCUAGAAACCGAUCUGUCGCUUCUUCAAUGCUAUCGAAGGACUUUACAGUCGGGAAUGGUACGAAAAAACUCAGUUUUAUACACAAUCGCAUCUCAUCAUGUCAAAUCGCUUACUACUCAAAAUAAAAUUCGGCCUUUGUAAUUAUUUUGUUUUACUGAUAAAUAAUUAUAUCUUUAUAGUCGGUUAAGCAUUAAAAUAUGU
Agrilus planipennis (emerald ash borer) is the source of this 3784-nucleotide messenger RNA. Its product is annotated as RNA polymerase II-associated protein 1. The transcript has 15 exons. Lineage: Eukaryota; Metazoa; Arthropoda; Insecta; Coleoptera; Buprestidae. Gene Ontology annotation, cellular component: nucleus. The coding region runs from base 191 to 3724 and encodes 1177 amino acids. The record is from RefSeq and is a predicted model, not a curated record. Gene Ontology annotation, biological process: transcription by RNA polymerase II.